Molecule: messenger RNA, 1191 nt
Organism: Heterobilharzia americana
Lineage: Eukaryota; Metazoa; Platyhelminthes; Trematoda; Strigeidida; Schistosomatidae
Source: the annotation of a GenBank genome assembly
AUGCUACGACUGGCUCUAGUACAAAUGUUUGUAGGCGCAGAUAAAACUGCCAAUCUUUUACAUGCAUCUGAUCUAAUUAAUCGGGCUGUGUCUGAGCAUUCAGCUCAACUUGUAUGUCUUCCAGAAUGCUUUAAUUCUCCUAUUGGUACAAAAUAUUUUGAAUCUUAUGCAGAAGAUGUUCCAAAUGGUCCUUCAUGUCAAGUUUUAUCUGAUGCAGCUAAGCGUCAUAAAAUAUGGAUUGUCGGUGGUUCUAUGCCAGAGCGUGGAUUUGAUGGUAAACUGUACAACUGUUGUGCAACAUUUAAUCCAAAUGGUGAACUAGUUGGUUUGUAUCGUAAACUCCAUUUGUUCGACAUUGAUAUAUCAGGUCAGUUCACCUUUAAAGAAUCAGCUUCACUUAGCUCUGGGAAAGAUAUAUUUUAUUUUGAAAUGCCUCUGAAUAAUACAGAGAAUAAACCAUCAGUGAUAAGAGUUGGACUUGCAAUAUGUUAUGAUAUUCGAUUUCCUGAAUUAUCAUUAGUCUAUGCUAAUCAAUUUGGAUGUCAGUUACUUUUAUUUCCAGCUGCAUUCAGUACUAAAACUGGACCUUUACAUUGGGAGUUGUUAGGUCGAGCUAGAGCUUUAGAUACACAAUGUUAUGUUGGUAUGUGUAGUCCAGCGUGUAAUCUGGAAUUGGAUUAUAUCAGUCAUGGUGAGUCACUAGUCGCUUCACCAUGGGGUAUGGUUAUGGCUAAGGCUGGUAAAGAGGAGGAAAUUAUAAUAGCCAACUUGGAUUUUAGUGAAUUAAAACGAGUUCGUGAAAGUAUUCCUAUCGGUAGACAACGACGUCUAGAUGUAUACAGUAUUCCAAAAAUAACUAAACGACAAUAAAAUUAUCAUCAAAUCAAUUUUCGUCUUGAAGAGAUAAACUAUUCAACUGAUAUUACGCGAUUCCUUUUUUUCCUGAUCUCCUGGCUUAUAAUCAAAUGUGAACUACGUUUAGAAUGAUGUCAGUCUUCGAUGAAUAACAACUUGAAAUACGUUUAGAAUAUUUCAUGAAAUACUCCUUUUCUGUUAGCAAGUAAAUAGAAUAUUUAUAUGUACGAUUGUACAGGUUGUAAACGAUAUCGCUGAAAAGAGUGCCUCUUCGCUAUACGUCUUUUAUUUUAUGACUUAAUGGAGGGAUUUUUAAACUGAUCAAAUAUUCGUUUU